Molecule: messenger RNA, 1921 nt
Organism: Vigna umbellata (rice bean)
Lineage: Eukaryota; Viridiplantae; Streptophyta; Magnoliopsida; Fabales; Fabaceae
Product: protein DETOXIFICATION 30-like
Biological process (GO): xenobiotic detoxification by transmembrane export across the plasma membrane
Cellular component (GO): membrane
Molecular function (GO): antiporter activity; xenobiotic transmembrane transporter activity
Source: RefSeq, a predicted model, not a curated record
AAACAACUUUCCUUCACUGCUAGGUGCAUAAGCAUAACCUAACAUGAUAUCUUUCUCUUCCUUUAUAUCCUUUUCUAAUUCACUUAUUCAGCACUUCCAUUUUUUCUCAAAAAUCUCUCUCUUUCUCUCUGCGCAAUGGAGCAUUCAGAUGGCAACUCCACUGAACCACAGGCUGAAGAUGAAUCCAAUCAAACCCGUUCACAACAAAGAACUGCCGCGGUUUUCACUGCCGGUUCCGCUGACAUGUCUCCUAUCACCGGCCCCGGCGACUUCUAUAGGGAGUUCGUGUUGGAAUCCAAGAAGCUUUGGUUCCUGGCAGGUCCGGGGAUCUUCUCCUUCGUGUCGAAGUACUCCCUCGGCGCCUUUACUCAGAUUUUUGCCGGCCAUAUCGGAACGAUCGAGCUGACGGCCGUCUCCGUCGAGAACUCCCUCAUCGCCGGCUUCUCCUACGGCAUACUGCUAGGGAUGGGAAGCGCGUUGGAAACGCUGUGUGGACAAGCAGUGGGCGCAGGGAAGCUUAACAUGUUAGGCGUUUACAUGCAAAGAUCGUGGGUGCUACUCUCGAUCACGGCUUGUGUUCUAUGCUUUCUCUACGUCUUCGCAGGACCUUUUCUCACUCUAAUAGGCCAAGAUCCAGAGAUAUCUCGAGCGGCAGGAAAAUUCGCCAUAUGGAUGAUUCCGCAGCUGUUUGCGUACGCGUUCAAUUUUCCGGUGGCCAAGUUCCUGCAGACGCAGAGCAAGGUCAUCGUGAUCGCUGCAAUAUCAGGGGUGGCCAUGGCGCUGCACCCGCUCUUGAGCUGGUUACUCAUCAUGAAGGUCGAGUGGGGUCUGGUGGGUGCGGCGGUGGUGCUAAAUGCGUCGUGGUGGUUCAUAGUGGUGGCUCAGUUGGCGUAUGUGCUCAGUGGUAGGUGUGGGGCAGCCUGGAAGGGGUUUUCAUGGGAGGCUUUUGGCAAUCUUUGGAGUUUCUUUCGCCUAUCUCUUGCCUCUGCCGUCAUGCUUUGCUUGGAAAUGUGGUACUUUAUGGCUCUGCUUUUGUUCGCUGGAUACCUCAAAAAUGCAAAAAUCUACGUAGGCGCCUUCUCUAUCUGCAUGAAUAUAUUGGGGUGGACCAUCAUGGUAUCUUUCGGAAUGAAUGCUGCCACAAGUGUGAGAAUAUCGAAUGAACUGGGGGCACAUCACCCAAGAACAGCACUAUUUUCUCUUGUGGUUGCUGUGAUCACUUCCAUUAUGAUAGGACUUUUUCUGGCUUUUGUGUUGAUGGUCACACGGAAUGUGUAUCCUUCUCUGUUUUCCAACGACACAGAAGUGCAAAACAUAGUGAAGGAGCUCACACCAUUGUUGAGUUUUUGCAUUAUCAUUAACAAUGUCCAACCUGUUCUUUCAGGAGUGGCCGUUGGAGCAGGGUGGCAAGCUUUUGUCGCUUAUGUAAACAUAGGAUGCUACUACCUUUUCGGAAUACCUCUUGGUCUCUUGUUGGGUUAUAAGUUUCACCGAGGUAUUAAGGGAAUCUGGCAAGGAAUGAUAUCAGGGACUGUGCUGCAAACGAUUGUUAUUUUGGUGAUGAUUUACAAAACUAACUGGAAUAGAGAGGCCUCUCGUGCUGGAGAUAGGGUACAGACAUGGGGUGGACAAAAAGUAGGGAACGACAAAGAAAACACAGAAGAAGAAACUUGAAUAUUGCACUCCCAGAAUUGAUAAACUAUUAUGUUUUCAUCAAAAUGUGGAGUGUCUUUGGACGUGCUGUUAGUGAAGUGAUGUAUUUGUGUCGUGUGGUUGAUUAUGAUGAGAAACAUUCUGGAGAAGGUCUUUCAAGAACAGAAUGGAGGUCCACUGCAGAAGAUUCUCUUAUGGUUAAAAGUUAAUUACAUUGUUUUCGUGUAGACUUUCGAACUAUAUUUAGUUAAUAAUAGUUACCUUCGGA